Molecule: messenger RNA, 2527 nt
Organism: Clarias gariepinus (North African catfish)
Lineage: Eukaryota; Metazoa; Chordata; Actinopteri; Siluriformes; Clariidae
Gene: setdb2
Product: SET domain bifurcated histone lysine methyltransferase 2
Exons: 11
Coding region: 407-2380 (657 amino acids)
Biological process (GO): heterochromatin organization; negative regulation of gene expression
Cellular component (GO): nucleus
Molecular function (GO): zinc ion binding; protein binding; DNA binding
Source: RefSeq, a predicted model, not a curated record
GAAAAGAGCAGCAUUGUGGGAGAUUUUCGUAUUAAAGUGUGCAGGGAGCUGCAGACAGAAAUGAGCAAACUGAUAUGAAAUAAUGAUGUUUUUAUCACUAAUAGCAGUUGCAUUUAGAGCAGAUAGUCGUAGCUGCACUUUGGGAAUGUUCCCAUAAUGUUUUAAAGGCAACACACGGAUGUAUUUAUUUAUUUAAACAGUGUUUCUGAUGCACAGCUAGUUAGCAUCGGCUAGUUGCACUAAUUAAAUGACGUUUUUUUUUAACUGACCUCGCGUGUUAAGAAGCUGUAUUUUUGGGAGUUCGUUUACUUGUGGACGGAGCUUGGAGCAGUCCCCAGCCCCUGUGUGUAUGUUUAUCUGAAGGCUAAAGGCUCAGGGUUUGAUUGACUGCAGCAUCUCUCUGAUCAUGGAGCUGUCGGCUGAGAACAAAGCGAGGACGUUCUGGUCCCAGGUGAAUGUGGACUUGGCUUUCGAGGAGUUGUUGGAGUUUCUGCUGUGUCUGAAAGAAGCUAUUAAAACCAAAACAGCCACGGAUAAAGGCUACAUUCAAGGCAUGAACAUUAUUUUGGAGUCGGAGGUGACACUGACUGCAGCUUUGAAGACUGAGACCAUUGAGGAGGUGCUGAUCGGUGAAGACAUCCUGACAGUGUCUGUAUCAGACUCGCACUGCACUAUACUGAAAAUGAAGCAUCUGCCUGUCUCGGAAGACGUCUUAAAUGACGAUGCAUCAGGGAAUCCAGAGUCGGCUUCAGACAACAGUCAGAUGUCUUCCUCAGGCAGGAACGACGCCAUGCUAUCAGGGAAGUUAGAAACCUACGACUAUAUGAUGCUGCUCUCGCCAUCCAGUUUUUUUUCUGACGACCAGUUGGGCCCCGUGUCGCCUGUUCAACUGUCCUAUCAGCAACACAACUGCAGCCCUGCCUGCCUCCCCAACCUCCCAUCUCACUCUGACCAGUUCCUCGGCCACAACCCCUUGCGAGUGCCUUUUCUCUGCCACUUCCAGCGUCAGUGUGCCAAGCCGCUCACCUUUUCACCACAAGAGGUGUUGGACUCAGACGUGCUCUAUAAAGCUCCGUGUGGGCGGAGCUUGUGCUGCAUGGAUGACGUGUAUCAGUUCCUACAGCAGACUAAAAGCCUUGGGGUCCUGCAGCAGACCCACUUCAGCUUCAAUCCUCAGGUACUGCCAGAGCGGCAGGCUCAGCCGAGGCCGCUUGCUCCCGCUUCACCUCUUCCCACAACCAGUAUUUUUGAGAGGGACAUUAGCCGCGGGACGGAGGCUGUCCCGGUUACUCUGUGUAAUGACUUGGAUGGUGUACGGCCAAAAGAAUUCCGCUAUCGCAAGGAUCGCUGGCCUCAUGGCUGUUUUUUAAGCAAGGCGCCGUUUUUCCUGACCUGCUGUGACUGCGACAACGGAUGCACGGACAGUUCCAGCUGUUCAUGUCUUCAGCUGUCUCUAAAGGCCGGCGCACAGACAGACCAGCUUUACAGUCACCACCAGCUACACGAGCCUGUGUCCACAGGGCUCUACGAGUGCGGUCCGUGGUGCGGGUGCCGGAAAAGCAGCUGUCAGAAUCGCGUGGUCCAGCAUGGACUUCGCGUCCGCCUGCAGGUGUUUCGCACCAAUGAAAAAGGAUGGGGUGUGCGGUGCCGUGAUGACCUCGACCAGGGCACCUUUGUCUGUACUUACGCAGGCGUCAUCCUCAGACUCGGGCGCAGCAUCGAGGAGCCCCUUCUCUCUAAAAACCUGAAGGAGCAGCAGAUGUCGGACGAUGAGGUGGAGGUGGUGGAGGAGUGGACGCUUCCCUCAGGGCAGAAGAAAACAGUCAGUGAGACACUGGACAAGUCUCCACCUCUUUAUGUUCCUGUGAUUCAGAGGCCGUCAGACCAGCCCUCUGCACUGCUGGACGGACAGAGGGAGCAGCUGGAGCACUCAGAUAACACAGAUAAAUUAAACACUUGCUCAUCACCUAAUCCUGACCACACAGAGGGGCACAAUGAAGAGGUGGUGAGGAAGAGACUUAGGUUGGACGACACGGAAAACUUUGGGAAGGAAAGGAAGCCAAACAUUGCCCGAGAUCAAAUAGUGCCUAAGGCAGGAGGGAAACCCGACUGUCUGGAGAAAAUGUAUUAUAUCGAUGCUUCGAAAAAAGGAAACGUGGCACGGUUUUUUAAUCACAGCUGCAAUCCCAACCUCUUUGUCCAGAAUGUUUUCGUUGAUACCCACGAUCCCAAAUUCCCAGUAAUUGCUUUCUUUACAUGCAAGCCAAUCAGGGCAGGGACUGAGCUGACCUGGAAUUAUUCCUAUAAAACAGGAAGUGAUCCCAAGCAUGAGGUACCAUGUCUGUGUGGUUCAAAUGACUGCCAAGCAGUUAUCAUCUGAUCACGUGACCAUAUAUACUGUGUGUUUGUGUGGACCAGAAUGCAGAAUUGUAUACAAUGAAGUAGAAAUCGCUGUCUCGAGUUCUCAGUGAUGUGUACAGUUACAAAGAGUGAUUCCACUGGAUUGAAAUAAAGCUACUAUUUUUUU